CCUUUUACAGUCUCCUACCUACGACAUAGCCUAGUACUCUAAACGUCAUUUAUUGUAGUCCAUACUUUGUUGUUCAUGUAAGAUUUUAACCUCGAACCACGGCAGCCUGAUAUCGCGGCCAGACUUAAGUAGACUCGCAGCCUAUCUGAUAUGAUAAUGACUGACGAUCAGAUCAUUUUAAUGUUCGCUGUGACUCGAUCAUAUAUGUAGUACAAAGCCUACGAUCGGACUCCAUCAUCUCUACCCGCAAUGAGGUACUUCUCAACCCGUGGAGGCUUAGCAGAGCUGUCUUUCGAGGAGAUCCUCUCCCUCUUCAUCUCUGCAGAUGAAAUCUCUGCAUCAGAUCUCUCCGCACUCGUCCAUGCCACGUACAAUGACUCUGCAUGGCGCCAUCCUGAUAUAGCCCCGCUUCAACCACUCACCACUCACCAGCCUUGCCGCAAGUACGUCCUAGAGCUAUUCCAUGGCCCCACAUAUGCCUUCAAGGAUGUCGCUCUCCAGCUUCUGGGCAACCUCUUCUCUUACUUCCUCCAGCGCCGCAAUAAAGCAAAAUCUCCUGGAGAGGAGAGGGAGAAGCUGACCGUCGUGGGCGCAACGAGUGGUGAUACUGGGAGCGCGGCCAUAUACGGGCUGAGGGGCAAGCCCGAUGUGUCCAUAUUCAUUCUGCAUCCAAAGGGUCGCGUCAGUCCGGUCCAAGAAGCUCAGAUGACGACCGUCACGGAUGAGAAUGUGCAUAACAUUGCCGUGAAGGGAACCUUCGAUGACUGUCAGGACAUCGUCAAAGCCCUCUUUGCUGACACCGCCUUCAACGCGAAGCACCACCUAGGUGCCGUCAACAGCAUAAACUGGGCUCGCAUCCUCGCCCAAACAGUCUACUACUUCCUCUCCUACUUCGCCAUCCGCCGCACCCUCCCUAUCGACGCUGAGCUCCAAUUCAUAGCUAUUAUGCCAAGCGCUAUGGGCCUGCCGAUGGCUAAGCUCGUCAUCGCCACCAACGCCAACGACAUCCUCACCCGCUUCUGGAAGACGGGGCGAUAUGAGAAGGUGGACUCGGAUUCGUCCUCGGCCGCGGUUGGAGGAGUGGUAGAGACACUCUCGCCUGCCAUGGAUAUCCUCGUGUCGAGCAAUUUCGAGCGCCUGUUGUGGUACCUGGCCUUCGAGAACGUACAGAACACCAACCCCGGAGGGGACUUGCGCGAGAAGGCUUGCCAAACGGUAAAAGACUGGAUGGACAAUGUGAAGUCUGUAGGGCGCAUCGUCGUGCCCGAUUCAGUGCUUGAGGUGGCAAGGAGGGAUUUCACGGCUGAGAGAGUCGAUGACAAUCAGAUUCGUCAAACAAUCCGGGAGUACUACACUUCCACGCCUAAAUCCUACACCGCCGACCCACACACAGCAGUAGGACUGCACGUCGCAGGUACCCUCUCGCCCCCACCCAACACCGUCCAAAUCAUCCUCUCCACCGCGCACCCCGCAAAGUUUUCCGAGGCGGUUACGAGCGCGCUGGCUGGCGUGCCUGGCUUCGACUUUGACGCGGUGCUUCCAGAGGCGUUCAAGACGCUGCUGACGAUGGAGCGCCGCGUGAUUGAUGUUGAAAGGCCUGACGUGGAGCUUGUGAAGGGCGUUGUAGAACAGUUCGCGGUGAUGUAAGUGUUUGAUGGUGUCGGGUGCCCUGACGCGGGCGAUCAAAAGCAACGUUUGUUGCACAAAAUAAAGGCUUAUCUAGAUGCGAGUCCUGUAUACCAGUGAUAGCAAUUGUGCAUUAUCAAUAUAGGAGGGAAGGUGUCCCCCCUGUCCAAUA
This is a messenger RNA of Suillus paluster, 1798 nucleotides long. Its product is annotated as tryptophan synthase beta subunit-like PLP-dependent enzyme. Gene Ontology annotation, biological process: L-threonine biosynthetic process. The transcript has 5 exons. The record is from RefSeq and is a predicted model, not a curated record. The coding region runs from base 250 to 1647 and encodes 465 amino acids. Gene Ontology annotation, molecular function: threonine synthase activity; pyridoxal phosphate binding. NCBI's taxonomy places the organism in Eukaryota, Fungi, Basidiomycota, Agaricomycetes, Boletales, Suillaceae.